CUUCCUCUCCCUCUCUCCUUUCCCUUUCCCUCCCCUCCAUCCUGUCUUCUCAUCUUCCCUUCUUCUUUUGUAUUUCUUCCCCUCCAUUCCUUUAGCUGGUACUCGCCUCCAGCUUCUCCUUUCUUUUUUUCCUUUUCUCUUGUACCGUCUUAGCCCAGUAAUCUUGGGAAAAAGACAGUCACAAUGAGUGGACUUCGGUUUCUCGAUCUGAUCAAGCCCUUCACGCCCCUCCUUCCGGAGGUGGCAGCCCCCGAGACCAAGGUGCCCUUCAACCAGAAGUUGAUGUGGACCGGUCUCACCCUGCUCAUCUUCCUUGUCAUGAGUCAAAUGCCGUUGUAUGGUAUUGUCUCCUCUGACACUUCCGAUCCUCUCUACUGGCUUCGUAUGAUGUUGGCCAGUAACCGUGGUACUCUGAUGGAGUUGGGUAUCACCCCUAUCAUCUCCUCCGGCAUGGUCUUCCAGCUCCUCGCUGGUACCCACCUCAUCGAUGUCAACCUUGACCUCAAGACCGACCGCGAGCUCUACCAGACUGCCCAGAAGCUCUUCGCUAUCAUUCUGUCCUUCGGCCAGGCCUGCGUGUACGUUCUCACUGGUCUCUACGGCCAGCCCAGCGAUCUUGGUGCUGGUAUCUGCGUUCUCCUGAUCGUUCAGCUUGUCGUUGCUGGUCUGGUUGUUAUUCUUCUGGAUGAGCUUCUGCAGAAGGGAUACGGUCUUGGAAGCGGUAUCUCUCUGUUCAUUGCCACCAACAUCUGCGAGUCCAUCGUUUGGAAGGCGUUCUCCCCCACGACCAUCAACACUGGCCGUGGCCCCGAGUUCGAGGGUGCUAUCAUCGCUCUCUUCCACCUUUUGUUGACCUGGUCCGACAAGCAGCGUGCUCUGCGCGAGGCUUUCUACCGCCAGAACCUCCCCAACGUCAUGAACCUGCUGGCUACUCUCCUGGUCUUCGCCGCCGUCAUCUACCUCCAGGGCUUCCGUGUUGAGAUCCCCGUCAAGUCCUCCCGCCAGCGUGGAAUGCGUGGAUCCUACCCCGUCCGUCUCUUCUACACCUCCAACAUGCCCAUCAUGCUGCAGUCCGCUCUGUGCUCCAACAUCUUCCUGAUCAGCCAGAUGCUGUACUCCCGCUUCUCUGACAACCUCCUCGUGAGACUUCUCGGUGUCUGGGAGCCCCGUGACGGAACUGCUCAGCUCCACGCCUCCUCCGGUAUCGCCUACUACAUGUCGCCUCCCUUGAACUUCAAGGACGCUCUUCUGGACCCCAUCCACACUGCUGUCUACAUCACCUUCAUGCUCGUUGCCUGUGCUCUCUUCUCCAAGACCUGGAUCGAGGUUUCUGGCUCUGCUCCUCGUGAUGUUGCCAAGCAGCUCAAGGACCAGGGUCUCGUGAUGGCCGGCCACCGUGAGCAGAGCAUGUACAAAGAGCUCAAGCGUGUCAUCCCUACCGCUGCUGCUUUCGGUGGUGCCUGUAUUGGUGCCCUCUCCGUUGCCUCUGACCUUCUCGGUGCUCUUGGCAGCGGUACUGGUAUCCUUCUCGCCGUGACCAUCAUCUACGGAUACUUUGAGAUUGCCGCCCGUGAGGGCGACAUUGGCGCCGGCCUCCGUGGCCUCGUCCCCGGUAACUAAGCAGGGAGGCUUAGGGACAUUUUCUGAUGAACUAUGAGAAGAGGGAUUGUGGGUUUUAUGUUUUUAUAUCUUUUUAUUUUCACCAGGUAGUGCGCGGCUGUGGCUGUGCAAUCUGGAUGGUUUGAAUUCUUGAUGAAUGUAUGGCCAGUCACCUAUUUUUGAGGGCAGAUAUUUCCUUGCUCCCUGCGGGAAAAGUUGAAAAGCCACAGCUGUACAUAGCACUACCUGGUCUGUAACCAUAUUCGAUCAAAGACCUGAAAAUUGCAUUGGAAGGGCAUUGAGCAUCUGGGGUGACUCGGGUGGGAACCGAUUG
This is a messenger RNA of Aspergillus fijiensis CBS 313.89, 1933 nucleotides long. Its product is annotated as translocon subunit SEC61. Gene Ontology annotation, cellular component: Sec61 translocon complex; membrane. The coding region runs from base 184 to 1620 and encodes 478 amino acids. The record is from RefSeq and is a predicted model, not a curated record. The transcript is spliced from 5 exons. Gene Ontology annotation, molecular function: ribosome binding; signal sequence receptor activity; transmembrane protein transporter activity. NCBI's taxonomy places the organism in Eukaryota, Fungi, Ascomycota, Eurotiomycetes, Eurotiales, Aspergillaceae. Gene Ontology annotation, biological process: SRP-dependent cotranslational protein targeting to membrane, translocation; post-translational protein targeting to membrane, translocation.